AACGACCGUAACGACAACUAUGGCGGCCAAAACGAGUACGGCAGACACGAGGGAAGAAACGACUACAACAGCGGUAGAAACGACAGCUACGGCAGUGGCAGAAACGACUUCAACAGCGGUAGAAACGACAACUAUGGCGGUGGAAGAAACGAAAACUACAACAGUGGCAGAAACGACAACUACGGCAGUGGCAGAAACGACAGCUACGGCGGCGGUAGAAAUGACUACAACAGCGGCAGAAACGAUAACUACGGCGGCAACAACCAAGGCGGU
Messenger RNA from Suhomyces tanzawaensis NRRL Y-17324, 273 nucleotides. RefSeq lists its product as uncharacterized. The transcript has a single exon. The annotation marks the transcript as partial. The record is from RefSeq and is a predicted model, not a curated record. Lineage: Eukaryota; Fungi; Ascomycota; Pichiomycetes; Serinales; Debaryomycetaceae.